AUGUCUACGAACACUGCACCCCCAAUCGCUCCUUCAGACUCUAGUCUCAUCCCUAGACGCGAAUUCCAGCGCGAACAUCGCGACCCAUCAACGUUCUCCAUCCUCGCUUUCUCAGGCUCUGCCCAUAUCCGUCUCUACAGCUUUCCACCAGAAGUCACGGCAGGCGUGCGUGACCUGCUCGACCGCACGCGAGAGGUUGUAGGCCACAAGGAGGACGUGCUGCACAACUAUGUCGAGCUCGCCGUGUCGGAGAAGCCGUGGUCAAAUCCCAAGAGUUUGCCAACCGAGAAGUUGGUGCUCGAUCUCUUCGCCGUCCUUUGCAGGCAUGGCUUCGAAUUUCUGUCCACCCUCGACUACGGCCGCGAGCAGGAUGAUCGCGUGGUCAUGGCCUUUAUGCGGCCUGGUCACGUCUCCCCAAUCUAUACCCAGUCGCCGCCGAACAGCACCUCUGCUUUCAGCAGUAAAGCAUUUCUGCAGGGAAUGCAAUCCGGCCAGCAACUACACAACAGAGGGAAUACUGGCCAACAUAAUCAACAACUGUCUGGACAAAGCUCUACCUCGCUUCCGCAAUCGAACUAUCCGCCCACUCGCCCGCUUGUACAGGUUCCUUUCGCGAUAUCAUUCCCUAACGCCACCACACUCCGUGUCAUGUGUCCUCCUUUGUCCUCGACCCCAGCUAUCCUUCAGACCGUACGAAGUUCGUGGCCACGCGGUGUUGUGUCCGAGCGCAAGAUAGCGCCCGACAGCUGGGAGUUCAAGCUCAAAGGGUAUAAAUGGUUCCAGGAGGACACCUUCGCGACCGACUCUCUCAACUACAUUCUAUCACUGCUCAGCUCUUUCGACAGCCAUGGCUUCCGCCUCCUGACCUCGUUCGCCGUCUCCAACCACGCACGUUCAAAGGAUCUCUGGAUCUUCACCGGCGCGUCAGACCCUACACAACUCGACACUCCCCCGACCACAGAUGGCUCCUCUGCCUCCAGUUCUCAGCCCAACCUUCUACCCAUUCACCAGCGACGUAGGAGUAAUAGUGUGCCCGAAGAGCCCACGCAGGCCCCUUCCGCGUUCCCACGGCCAGCCAUAGGCGGACAUCGUAGAAGCGCCAGUCAAGGCAGCCAUGGGCGGAACUCUCCUCAACGAACCGCAACCGUUCUGCGCAAAGCUGGCCCUCGCGCGCAAGUUCCUAUAUCUGCGCUCACGGCGAACGCGGAUACCGAAACUGUGGCAACAGCGACGAGAUUACAGCGCCCCGACGCGGACACCGCAGUGCGGGCCCAGUUACCGAGCACUGUGGAGGAUGAAGUGGACAUGACUGGCAUUGGCGCAAGGGGUCGUGCACGGGAAGGCGCGCCAACUUUCCCGGCGCCUCCGCACCUGGAGAGCAAACAGCCUUCGCCUAGCCCCGCCAUCUUUUAUCAGACUGCGGCGCCAGCCCACAACCCAUAUUUCCCUCGUCUGAGCCAGAUUCCACCCCCUCCAUCACAAUCUGUGCAACCUUCCACGCCACCUUUAUCUGCUGGCCCCCCACAGACGACCAGCCCACCCCGCAAUGCGCAUGCACCACCUCCCAAGUUCGUGAUUGGUGGCCCAGCGGGUGCGGAUACGUUCAAGUCGAUACCCCCACCUCCUCCACUGCCAGCACGGUCGACAGAGGAAGCGACCGCGUGGGCUUCAACUGAACAAGCUUCGACACUUCGGCCUCCUCCACCACGACCGACGGAGUCAGAGACAUCCAGUGGCGUCACUCCGCCUCUACUAAGCCCAACCACCUUCCGCGAUACGCACGGCACUGAGUCCUUCCGGGACUCCGCCCUUAGUAUGGGUGAUUCGGAUGCAGCAAUGGUACCCAUUACCUGGUCGGACUCGAGCAAAGAGCCACGCCAGGCGCGUCCACGCUCGCCUGUGCUUCCUGGAGCAUGGCUCUCGCCAGAGGACGAGGUACCGGAAGACGAAGAUGAAGAGCCGCAUGGUAGCCUCGAGUUCCAUCCUCGCCGCCACGACGAUAUCACACCAGAUCGCCAAAUCGUCAACGUUGGCGUGCACGAGAUCAUCCAUGAGGAACAGCGCAAGAGUGCGUCUGCCGAGCACGGUCAGAUUCAGCACGAGCAGCCACCACCGCUCCCGACUCCGACAUUGGCAGCAGGCGUCGGCGAGCGCAAUGCCGAUAAGCCGCAAGACAAGGGUGAAGGGUGGGUGUUGGUGAAUGUCAAUCAGCCUCCUGGCGCUCCUGCAUCGCCUUCUGCGCAGAGCCCGCCCAGUAAGCUGGGGACUCGACCAAGGGGAGAUUCGCGUGCACAUCCUUACGACUCGCGCAACGUCAGUCUCAGUGGGAACCGUCCCGAAGACCUGCCUACAAGCUCGGCAACGAUGGCGGCACAACCCCUCGGCGAAGGGCCUCAGGGUCAGGCUAACGGCGGGUCGGCCGGCAGUAGCAGCACUGAUACUAGCUCGCCACCGGAGGCAGACGUUCCACGCUCACCAAUCGGCAAGAAGGUCACUAUCGCGGAACCCGACGGGCCGGAUGGCGAGCGCGGUACGGGACACUCUUCGAUCAAGAGAAUCUUCUCGACGAGUAAGAAGAGUCGCGAGGGAGGUGUGCGUGGCAAGUCGAAGAGUUUCGAGCAGGAGGAGCGUGAUACGGAGGCGGAGAGCAGCGAUAACGAGGCCAGCCCUGAAACCAAGCGUCGUAUUGGACUUCGUGAACGUUGGCGUCGUCGUGGCGUACAGGAGGUGACGAAGGCAGAGACGCGCAAAUCUGUGGAUUGA
Messenger RNA from Peniophora sp. CBMAI 1063, 2763 nucleotides. NCBI's taxonomy places the organism in Eukaryota, Fungi, Basidiomycota, Agaricomycetes, Russulales, Peniophoraceae. The record is from the annotation of a GenBank genome assembly.